CAUCGACUUACCCAAGACUGCUCAAGCACUCACUAGUCCGACACGAGCUCAAAGGCUCCUGCGUUCUUAACAUGCUUAGUGCGACGUCACGGCGUUCAAGUUGCCGUGCGAUCACCCAGCUGUCACACCUAGCACACCGCCUCCUUGUACACAGCGAUGGGUACAUCGCCAUGCCGAGAUGCCGGAACGUUCUCGGUCGCUUGAUCACAGCACCAGAGGUACCAGGCAGGGUUGGGAUAGUCAUAUUCGGUGCCGUUGAUGCCUACACGGCAGCGAGGGGUUCGUAGUGACUGUGGCGGAAGCGCGCAGUAUACCAAUCACAUUUAAGAGCGAGCACGGCCAACGUGGACUCUUGCAAGCACUCUGAAGAUUGCGAACAAACGCACGGUCUCGAGAUAUGGAGUCCAAACUGCCCACCAAGGUGAUCAUCGCUGGCGCAGGCAUUGCUGGGCCUGUCCUCGCCAUGUUCCUCAAGACGAAGGGCUAUGAUCCCGUCGUUUAUGAACGCGUCGACAAGAUCGAGGAUGUUGGGCUCAGUCUCUGUUUACAGCCAAACGGCCUGAAGGUACUAUCUCUCAUCCCCGGUUUCCUGGAGAGUAUCAUCGGAAAGCAGCUUUCGCACCUUGUCCAAAUCUCCUAUUAUCCCUCUUCCUCGCCCUCAGAGGUCCCCCUCGCAGACUUGGACGCGCCCUCCCACCUGCCGGAUCUCACGGGCGGGUUUGGCAUGCUCGGCGUUCGCCGCCCCGUAUUCAAUCGCACGAUCGUCGAAGCCGCCGAGCGUCAAGGCGUCAAGAUCGUAUGGGGGCACCAGCUCGUGGCGCUGAGACAGGGCGAGGACGAGGUCCAAGUGACUUUUGCCAACGGCGCGACGGACACGGCGAGCUUUGUUGUGGGAUGCGAUGGGUUGCAUAGUAAUACGAGGAUAUGUCUCUUCGGCGAGGAGAAGGUGAACUAUACCGGGCUGUGUCAGACAGGCGGGGUGUCGCCCACGCCGGAAAGCCAUAAAGGACGGGCUAGUAUGACGAAUAUAUACAGCGACGGGGCGCACAUGGUCUCGUACCCGAUCUCCAACACAGAGACCUCCUGGGCCAUCACGUUGCGCGAACCCGAGGCGAGGGAGACUUGGCGUGCCAUGGACGAGGAGAAGCAACGUGAGUUCAAGCAGAGCACGUUCUCCCAGUGGCCGUUCGGCGCGGGCGAGCUGGUGAGGUCCGCAGACAGGAUCAUCAAGUACGGAUUGUACGAUCGGCCGGAGCUCAAGUCGUGGCACCAAGGCCGGGUCGUACUUCUUGGCGACGCCGCGCACCCCACCAGCCCACACCUCGGCCAGGGCGCAAAUCAAGCAUUCGAAGACAUCUACCACCUCGUUCGCCUCCUCACAAAGCACAACCCCUCCGCCGCGCCGCCCGCCACCGCGCUGCUCUCGACGAUCUUCACGGAAUAUGAGAGCCUGCGCAUUGCGCGGACGAGCAUGCUCGUGCAGGGCGCGCGGCAGCAGGGAGAGAGCCGCGUCGUGAGCGGCGCGGAGGCGUGCAAAAUGCGGGAUGGGGCGAUCAAGAAGGCCCUCGGGAACGGGGAGGGGCUGCUUCAGGGGAUGUUGAUGGUUUAUCGGGGGCCAUUUGAUGGCGAGAGUGAGAUUUGAAGCGGGAUUUGUGAUCUGCAAUUUGCGUGUGUUGUGGCGUGGUGCUGCGCCCGCCAUCCUGUCUUUAGGUCUCUUGUUGGAAACGGCGACGUGUCGUACAUGCAACUCGGUAUGCUUUAUGAUACGGACAGAACAAGAUGUUGCACAGUGAGUGCUCUCUGCC
Messenger RNA from Laetiporus sulphureus 93-53, 1805 nucleotides. RefSeq names its product FAD/NAD(P)-binding domain-containing protein. The transcript has 6 exons. The coding region runs from base 398 to 1642 and encodes 414 amino acids. The record is from RefSeq and is a predicted model, not a curated record. NCBI's taxonomy places the organism in Eukaryota, Fungi, Basidiomycota, Agaricomycetes, Polyporales, Laetiporaceae. Gene Ontology annotation, molecular function: monooxygenase activity; FAD binding.